Messenger RNA from Rhinolophus ferrumequinum (greater horseshoe bat), 1558 nucleotides. It is a transcript of the gene CA7, whose product is annotated as carbonic anhydrase 7. Bases 124 to 918 code for a protein of 264 amino acids. Gene Ontology annotation, cellular component: cytoplasm. The record is from RefSeq and is a predicted model, not a curated record. Gene Ontology annotation, biological process: regulation of intracellular pH. The transcript is spliced from 7 exons. Gene Ontology annotation, molecular function: carbonate dehydratase activity; zinc ion binding. Lineage: Eukaryota; Metazoa; Chordata; Mammalia; Chiroptera; Rhinolophidae.
CUCCUCCCGCCCGCCGCCGCUUUAAGAGGCUGCUCCGCAGCAGCGAGCGGGGCCGGAGCUGCAGCCGGAGCGAGCGGAACUGAGCCCAGCCCGCAGGUGCACGGCUGCGGGGACAGCAGCGGUAUGACGGGCCACCACGGCUGGGGCUACGGCCAAAACGACGGCCCCUCACAGUGGCACAAGCUGUAUCCCAUUGCCCAGGGAGACCGCCAAUCACCAAUCAAUAUUGUAUCCAGCAAGGUUCUGUUCUCACCCAGACUAAAGCCACUGAAGUUUUCUUAUGAGGGUUGCACGUCCCUCAGCAUUGCCAACAAUGGCCACUCUGUCCAGGUGGACUUCAAUGACAGUGAUGAUCGGUCUGUGAUGACUGGGGGCCCCCUGGAUGGGCCCUACCGGCUCAAGCAGUUCCAUUUCCACUGGGGCAAGAAGCACAAUGUGGGCUCAGAGCACACGGUGGACGGCAGGUCAUUCGCCUGUGAGCUGCACCUGGUUCAUUGGAAUGCCAGGAAGUACAGCACCUUUGGGGAGGCAGCCUCAGCACCUGAUGGCCUGGCUGUGGUCGGUGUCUUCUUGGAGAUGGGGGAUGAACACCCCGGCCUGAACCGUCUGACAGACGCGCUCUACAUGGUUCGGUUUAAGGGCACCAAGGCCCAGUUCUGCUACUUCAACCCCAAGUGCCUCCUGCCUGCCCUCCGGCACUACUGGACCUACCCAGGCUCUCUGACAACACCCCCACUGAGCGAGAGCGUCACCUGGAUCGUGCUGCGGGAGCCUAUCAGCAUCUCGGAAAAACAGAUGGAGAAGUUUCGUAGCCUGCUUUUCACCUCAGAGGAUGAUGAGAGGAUCCACAUGGUGAACAACUUCCGGCCGACUCAGCCACUAAAGGGCCGUGUGGUCAAGGCCUCCUUCUGGGCCUAAGCUGCCUGCCUACCCAGCCAGCCACUAGGGCACCAUCUUCCCAAGGGCUUCCACAUCAGCAGAAACCAAACCAUAUGAAGCUCCCUGCCUGGGGGUGCUAUGGACCCCCUCCUUCAGCUGGUUUGUUCCUUGACCACCCUGGAGGCUUCUUGAUGGGAUCCCAAUCUUCAACUGCCCUGGGGACAGGAAGGACAGGAGCUAAGUGUGGUCCAAGUCUGGGGCUGCCUCUGCUUUCCAAGACCCAAAGGCCCCGGGAACCUCCUUUUGUCUUCCCCACUGGCAGUGGCAGCAACCCCACCGUGAGCUCACACUGUGAUGGACGAGACCGAGCUCUUUGGGGCAGGCAGCUGGCAUUGUUAGAAAGACUUAAGCAAUAAUUAGAGGUGGGCAGAGCUGCCCUCUCGGCAUUACCUCUUCUGCAGGCCUCCACCAUGCACGAACCUCACUGCCAGGCCAUUGAAAUCAGCACCCAGCCUGCUGGAGGUAACAUGGCCUUCUCCCUCCAGCCACCAGCUGCCAUGGGCAGGCACUGGCUACAGCUUACGUAGUAUCUUCCCUCAUCCCCACCCAGCUACCAAAGCUCUCUACAUGACAGCCCAUCCAUGCAAUGAUUAAUAAAUGUAUUCAUCCAUGCAACAUA